Aspergillus terreus NIH2624 is the source of this 1137-nucleotide messenger RNA. RefSeq lists its product as uncharacterized. Lineage: Eukaryota; Fungi; Ascomycota; Eurotiomycetes; Eurotiales; Aspergillaceae. Gene Ontology annotation, molecular function: protein binding. The coding region runs from base 1 to 1137 and encodes 378 amino acids. The record is from RefSeq and is a predicted model, not a curated record. The transcript has 2 exons.
AUGAGCACGACCGUCUCGAAAGAAACCUUCCUUAGCAUUGCGAGACAGCUCCUCGAGAACGCACAUCGCCAGGCCCCGUCUGCAGCCGCUGUCCAGAGCAUAUCAAAUGACGUCGACCUCGUCUUCAAAAUCAGCCACUUCAUCUCCCCCGGGAACCCCAGCCUGCGCGAAUGGGCUCUCUCAGCCUGCACGCUCGCUGGCGCCCGCGUCCCCUCCCUCAUCACCGCCGCCCGCUCCCUCUCCACAACCUCUUCCAAGCCCGCGCCGUCGCAGACCAAGCUCCUCCAGCAGGUCGAGACCUUCGCCCUGCGCGACCACGACCCCCGCGCCAUGCUCCUGCACGCCAAAGCGCUCGCCCGCCGCGGCCAGCACCCCGCCGCGCUGGCCCUCGUCGAGCAAGUCCUGUCGAUGAUCUCGCCGACCCGCCGCCGGCCCCUCCCAGACGAGGAGUUCAUGCUGCCCGGCAUCACGAGCCCGUGGCAGACCUAUCUCUCGCUCAAGGCGGAAGCCGGCACGCUCGACGACGCCGAGCGCGAGCGCGUGCUCCGCGCCGCGGCGGACGACUACCACGACCCGGCCGCGCUGGCGCAGUACGCGCGCCUGCGUCUGGACCGCGCCGCCGACCGCGACGCCUACGAGGAGUACAUGUCCAUGGCGGCGAUGGCGGGCCACGCCGACGCGUGCCGCCGUCUCGCAAACUUCUACUAUCUCACCUCUGCGCGGCGCUUCCCGCGUCGCGGCGCGAAGACCACCACUGGGUCUGCGCCGGACGCGGAGGAGGUCGAGGCGGAGGACCAGGGCGUUCUGGCGCGGUGGCUGCCGCGGUUCUAUGCGCCCAAGCCGCAUGCCGAGUACCGCGCGCUCGCGCUGGACUGGUACCAUCUCGCGGCGUCGCAUGCGAGCACGGCGCCGGCGGCCAAGGGCGAUGUGCUGUCCAAGACGGCGUUGGCGGUUGCGGUGAUUGUGCGCGAGGAGGGCAUUGUUGCGCGACGGGCGGACCGGCUCGACCAGGCGUUCCGGUGGCUGCAGCGGGUCGGUGAUGUCCCUGCGGUUGCGUCGUUUGUGCGGCAGCUGAAGCUGAAGUGGGAUGAUGAAGGGUUCUUGCCGGCUGUGCCGGAGGAGGUGGUGGAUGUCUGA